ACUUGAUUUUUGAGGCUAAAAUGGAGGCCAACAAGGAUGAGGCUUUACAGUGCUUAAAGAAAGCAAGGGAAGCUUUUAAAGCCGGGGAUAUGAACAAGGCAAGGAGAUUCGCGAAUAAGUCAAAGAAAAUGUUCGCUACAGAAGAAGCUGAUGAAUUAAUUCAAAAAAUCACAGACCAUUGUACAAAUAGUGAAGAUAAGCCUCAACCGAAUGCUAGUAGACCGAAUCCUCAACCAGAUACUACUGAAACACCAACAAAUGAUGAAGAGCCUAAAUACACUGAGGAUCAGAAAGAAGCUGUUAAUAAGAUAUUAAAGUGUAAGGAUUAUUACGACAUACUUGGAGUCUCACGAGACUGUACUGACUCGGAACUCAAGAAACAAUACAAGAAGUUAGCAUUGCAGUUUCAUCCAGACAAGAAUAACGCACCUAAAGCAGAUGAAGCUUUUAAAAAAAUCAGUAAAGCAUAUCAUGUACUAAGUGAUCCUGACAAGAAGAGCAAUUACGAUCGGUUUGGAGAGGAAGGUCCCAACCAUAGGAUCAAUCACGGCUUUCAUUUUACCGAUGACUUUGAGUUUGACCUCUUUAGACAGAUGUUUGGAGGUGACCCAUUUAAUACUCGUAACGUCUUCUUCUAUGGUGGUAACUUGUUUGACAUGAGAAGGCAACAUCAUCAUCAUCAUCAUCGCCCUCAUCGAUCUCAUCACUACUUUCAGACAGAUGCUACAGAACAACGUGGUUCCUCGUUUUUCCUCCUGCUCUUUGCUUUCCCUCUGCUAGUCUUUGUUAUGUCAUUUAUAUUCUCUUCUUCUCCUCCUUACUCCUUACAGCAAGCAGGUUCUUACUCUGUAAGGAAAGAAACAACAAAGCACAAAUUAAUUUAUUAUGUCCAAAAAUCUUUUAAUACUGAUUAUCCUAAGAAUCACCAGAAGAGGCAAAUUGAGAAGAUGGUAUUGCAAGAUUACAUUGAUCAUUACAGAGACCAAUGCUCACAGGACAUGUUUUGGCGAAAAGGUAAAAAGGAAGUUCCUAAGUCUUGUACAAGAUUUGAAGAGCUUUCUGGUAGAAAAAUCAGAUAUAGAUAGUUUUAUAUAUGAAUCAUUUUCUAUUUAAUUUUUUGUGUCGCGAUAAUUAUAUUUAAAAACUGAUAGCUACAAAACAAUUUACAAAA
Amphimedon queenslandica is the source of this 1171-nucleotide messenger RNA. RefSeq names its product dnaJ homolog subfamily B member 14-like. Gene Ontology annotation, biological process: cellular response to misfolded protein. Gene Ontology annotation, cellular component: endoplasmic reticulum membrane. The transcript has 11 exons. NCBI's taxonomy places the organism in Eukaryota, Metazoa, Porifera, Demospongiae, Haplosclerida, Niphatidae. The record is from RefSeq and is a predicted model, not a curated record. Bases 21 to 1085 code for a protein of 354 amino acids. Gene Ontology annotation, molecular function: Hsp70 protein binding.